This is a messenger RNA of Abrus precatorius (Indian licorice), 1714 nucleotides long. Its product is annotated as myb-related protein 2-like. Lineage: Eukaryota; Viridiplantae; Streptophyta; Magnoliopsida; Fabales; Fabaceae. Gene Ontology annotation, molecular function: DNA-binding transcription factor activity; DNA binding. The transcript is spliced from 7 exons. The record is from RefSeq and is a predicted model, not a curated record. The coding region runs from base 171 to 1445 and encodes 424 amino acids.
GAAGAGAAUUGUGUAUAGGAGAAAUAAGACAAGCACAAGAAGCAUUCAUAAAUUCUCUUAUUAGUUAGUAUGAAGGAUAAUAAUAAUUAAUUCUAGAAAAUAGAGCCUUAUCUAGUUUCACCUUUCAUAGGUAGAAAAAGUGAUCAAGAGAAUACAAGCCAUCAGGUGAGAUGUACCAUCAUCACCAACAUCAAGGGAAAAACAUUCAUUCUUCUUCCAGAAUGCCAAUACCCUCUGAGAGGCACAUUUUCCUUCAAACAGGAAAUGGGUCUGGUGAUUCUGGACUUGUGCUAUCAACUGAUGCUAAGCCUAGAUUAAAAUGGACACCAGAUCUUCAUGCCAGGUUUAUAGAAGCAGUCAAUCAGUUAGGUGGAGCUGACAAGGCUACUCCAAAAACUGUAAUGAAACUCAUGGGAAUUCCAGGGCUUACUUUAUAUCAUCUGAAGAGCCAUCUUCAGAAGUAUAGAUUGAGCAAGAAUCUGCAUGGACAAAGCAACAAUGUGACACACAAAAUCACAACAAAUGCAGGUGCAGCCACUGGAGAGAGACUUUCUGAAAACAAUGGAACUCACAUGAACAAAUUAAGUCUUGGACCGCAGGCUAACAAAGAUUUACAUAUAAGUGAGGCACUGCAGAUGCAAAUUGAAGUUCAGAGAAGGCUCAAUGAACAACUUGAGGUUCAGAGACACUUGCAGCUUAGGAUAGAGGCCCAAGGAAAAUACCUGCAAUCAGUGCUAGAGAAAGCUCAAGAAACUCUUGGAAGACAGAAUUUGGGAAUAGUAGGACUCGAAGCUGCCAAAGUUCAACUUUCAGAAUUGGUGUCCAAAGUCUCCUCUCAGUGCCUUAACUCAGCAUUCUCAGAGCUAAAGGAACUACAAGGAUUUUGCCCUCAGCAGACACAAACCAACCCACCAAAUGAUUGCUCAAUGGACAGUUGCCUCACAUCCUGUGACAGAUCCCAAAAGGAGCAAGAUAUUCAAAAUGGUGGCAUGGGCAUAAGACACUUCAACAGCCAUGUUUUCAUGGAACAAAAGGAUGCCACAGAACCUCCCAACAACCUUAGGAACACCGAACUCAAGUGGCGUGAUGAAGGGAAAAAGAACACAUUUCUUGCCCCAAUGAGCAAAAAUGAAGAAAGAAGAAGCUAUGCUGGUGAAAGCAAUUCCAACAACUUAUCCAUGACCAUUGGACUUGAAAGAGAAACAGAAAAUAGAAGCAGCAUGUAUCCUGAGAGACUAAUCACAGAAACUCAACCUGAUAGUGAGUUCCAUCAUAGGAACAGAACCAAAACAGAAAUAAUGAAACCAGUGGAUGAAAAAGUUUCUCAAGAUUAUAGGUUGCCUUCUUAUUUUGCAACAGCAAGGUUGGACCUAAACACACAUGGAGAUAAUGAAGCUGCACCCAUUUGUAAACAACUGGACUUGAAUAGAUUCAGUUGGAGCUGAGAAAAUAUAGAAAACAGUAAUGCUUCUUCAGAAUUUGAUUCAACAUAAGAGGAGGUUAGUAGGAACAGUGUGUUGUUACUACAAUUUCAGCUCCUCUUUCUUUCAACCCAAAUAUAUAUAAGCCAUUUUUAGCAGAAUGAAAUAAGUUGCAACAACAAAGACCAAUGAUCAUUUGUAAACAAUCAUUAUAAAGAACAUAGCUCCAGCAACAUACGGUAUUAUUCUAGUUUAUUCAAUAUUCAAAACAUCAUGCAAUGGAGUGUGUAACU